UCCACUCUAUUUGUUUAUAAACAAUUGGUUUUCCAUUCGUCAGCCAUUUCUAUUUCUCUAUCUCUAUCUAAUUAAUUUUCAUGGCCAAUCAUUACUCUCUUUGCCUUGUAGGAGCCAUGGAUCGUCUUUGGUUUCAUCAAAUAAUUCUCUUCCCGGAACCCAUCUCCCUUCUUUGCCAAACGGCCCUUGAAACGGAUAAACCCUUCUCAAAGUCUCUUCCAUACUCGCCACAAAGCUGCCUCUCUUUACCACCUCAUCAUGAUCUUCAACAUGAACUACUUCCAGAUAAUGAAGAAAUCUCGUCUGCUCCAUCUUCAAUCUCUGAUCCACAGGAUGCCUCAAACAGUGAUGAUGAAGAUGAAGAGAAGGAGAUCCGACAGAAGGAAAGACAGUCAAGAUCGAAUCCCAUCAGAGACAGAGAGAGCUCACAAUAUUCAUCAUCAACAAUAUCUAUUAAUGAAAAACGUCCCAGGAGUCUUACAAAUUCUGCUGCAAUGAGGAAAUUGUAUAAAUCCAUGAGUUGUAAGACCUUGGGGGAGCUUGAACUUGAAGAAGUUCAGGGUUUCAUGGAUCUAGGUUUCAUAUUCAAGAAAGAACUCGUAAGCCCAAGAAUGAUGAGUUUAGUCCCAGGAUUGCAGAGGCUUGGGGAAUAUAAAGACCAAGAACAAAUUAGCACCAAAUUCAUUAUUGAUGAUGCUGAAGUAGUCAAAGAUGAUGAAAGUGGAGAAUUAGGAAAAGAGAUCAAGAGAGUUAUAAAGAGACCAUAUUUAUCCGAGGCAUGGUUUAUAAAAAGACACGAUUCGCCACUUUUAAAUGUAAGGAUAGCAAGGGCCUCCACGGCUGCUGACAUGAAGAAAAAUAUUAAGUUCUGGGCUAGAAAUGUUGCAAUAUCAGCACUUCCGGAUUAAUCUUAGUCGAAAGUAGUUCAAUCCCACGUACAAUAGUAUAUAAGUACUGUUGCAUCAGUACUGAUCAGGUACAUGAUGAGGAUAAUUCCGAUUCUACUAAAUAUGUGUGUGUGUGUGGGGAGGGAGAGAGAGAUCAGAGAGUCCAAUCUCGAGAGCUGUUGAGUUUAACAGGCAACUGCAACUGUGUAUUCGAAUAAGUUGUCUUAAUUUUUUCGUUGUUUAUAUAUAAUUGCUUGGAUAAUGUA
This is a messenger RNA of Carya illinoinensis, 1153 nucleotides long. RefSeq lists its product as uncharacterized. NCBI's taxonomy places the organism in Eukaryota, Viridiplantae, Streptophyta, Magnoliopsida, Fagales, Juglandaceae. The record is from RefSeq and is a predicted model, not a curated record. The transcript has 2 exons. The coding region runs from base 81 to 908 and encodes 275 amino acids.